Molecule: messenger RNA, 3858 nt
Organism: Lepidothrix coronata (blue-crowned manakin)
Lineage: Eukaryota; Metazoa; Chordata; Aves; Passeriformes; Pipridae
Gene: NEK10
Product: NIMA related kinase 10
Biological process (GO): protein phosphorylation
Molecular function (GO): ATP binding; protein kinase activity
Source: RefSeq, a predicted model, not a curated record
UAGGAAAUGCUUCACAGCUUGGGUGGAAUUGAAAAUCUAGCUCAGUAUAUGGAAACAGUAGCAAAUAGCUGUCUUAAUUAUGGAGAGGAGCAGCAUAAUGUAGACAAGUUGGUCAACGUGACAUACAUUUUCCAAAAGCUUGCUGCUGUUAAAAAUCAAAGAGAAUGGGUCAUAGCAAAUGGAGCACAUAAAACCUUAGUAAAUUUGUUAUCUACCCGAGACAGCAAUGUCCUUUUGGGUGCCCUCCUUGCUCUGAUUAGCCUAGCAGAAAGUCCAGAAUGUAGGGAGAAGAUAAGUGAGCUCACCAUUGUUGAGAACUUGCUGGUGAUAUUACAUGAAUACGAUUUUCUCUCUAAAAGGUUAUGUGAGUUCCACAAAUGGACUUUCCAAGUUCAUGCAGUUGGUGCUAUUUGCAGUACUAAUGCCAUUAACAAGAAGGUGGUACCAUGGAUGACUGCAGUCCACCUGGCCACCUCCCACCCUGGCUGUGUAUGCCUGGUUGCCUAUGCUGACAGUCAUACUCAAUCUUGUUGUGCUGCAAUUACUGAGCUGGUUCUCAAUGAGACUAAUGCUUACCAAGUUGUACAGGCAAAUGGAAUAUAUACAAUAGCAAAGCUGAUUUUACCCAACAAAGAAAGGAAUGCUGAAAAAGCCAGUUUAUUACAGUGUUAUGCUUUCAGAGCCCUGAGAUUUCUCUUCAGUAUGGAAAGAUAUCGGCAUGUUUUCAAAAGACUUUUCCCAGCUGACUUAUUUGAAAUCUUCAUUGAUAUUGGACAUUAUGUGCGUGAUAUCAGAGCUUACGAAGGGUUGGCAUCAAAGCUAAAUUUGUUAAAGGAGGAUGUACUGAAGCAAAUUGCUGAAAGUAUUGAGAGUAUGAAUCAGAAUAAGGUACCCACAAAAUAUAUAGGAAAUUAUGCAAUUUUAGAGCACCUUGGCAGUGGAGCUUUUGGAAGUGUAUAUAAGAUUAGGAAGCAUAAUGGACAAAAUCUUCUGGCAAUGAAAGAAGUCAAUUUACGCAAUCCAGCAUUUGGAAAAGACAAAAAAGACAGAGAGAGUAGUGUAAGAAACAUUGUCUCUGAAUUAACCAUCAUCAGAGAGCAGCUUUAUCAUCCAAAUGUUGUACGGUAUUAUAGAACCUUCUUGGAAAAUGACAGAUUGUACAUAGUCAUGGAGCUCAUAGAGGGGGUGCCAUUGGGAGAACACUUUCACUCUUUGAAGGAAAAACAACAACAGUUUACGGAAGAUAGAAUAUGGCAUAUAUUUAUCCAACUUUGUCUAGCUCUUCAUUAUUUGCAUAAAGAGAAGAGGAUUGUUCAUCAAGAUCUCACUCUGAACGAUGUCAUGUUAGGGGAUAAAGACAAAGUUACAAUUACUGACUUUGGGCUUGCAAAGCAGAAGCAAGAAAACUGCAAACUUGCAUUAGUAGUAGGAACCAUUCUAUACUCAUGUCCUGAAGUUGUAAAGAGUGAGCCGUAUGGAGAGAAGGCUGAUGUCUGGGCUGCAGGAUGCAUCCUUUAUCAGAUGGCAACUCUGAACCCACCAUUUUACAGCACCAAUAUGCUCUCCUUGGCUACUAAGAUAGUAGGGGCUAUGUAUGAACCUGUGCCAGAAGGACUGUACUCUGAAAAAGUGUCAUUUACCAUUAAGAGCCGCUUGACUCCUGAUGCAGAGGCACGUCCAGACAUAGUGGAGGUCAGCUCACUGCUGUCUGAUGUUAUGAUGAAAUACCUGGAUGUUCUAUCCACCUCUCAUCUCAUGUUGGAGAAGAAACUGGAUCAGGAGAGGAGACGAACCCAGCAGUUCUUCAUGGAGGCUAAUCAAAAUGCAGUAACCUAUCACGAUCAGCUUUCCAUUUUAUCCCAAAAAAAUUAUGAGAAGUUAAGUCUUCAUAGUAGCAGCAAUGGAGCAGCCAGUUGCAAAAGUCAGUUUUCAGAAAAUACUGACCUUCCAGUUGAUAGUUGUCAGUCUGCAUGUGGAAAAUAUGAGGAAGGAACAUAUGAAGAAAUUCUGGUACAGGAUCACAGGACUAUAGAGAAAGGUAUGUUCUCUGAAUUAGAUGCUGAGCUGGACAUACUGGACUACUCAAACAGCUCCAGUUCAAGUAAUUUGAAAGAGUCUGCUAUUGGUAUAAUUAAACAAAGUUUUAGUACUUCUGGAAGACAACCUCAGAUAAGAGAUUAUGUUGACAGUCCUGGAUCAAGACUGUGACCAGCAUCAGCAGGAAUUGCUGUAUCACAAAGGAAGGUGCGUCAGAUCAGUGACCCCAUUCAGCAGAUUCUUAUUCAGCUCCACAAAAUUAUCUUCAUCACUCAACUUCCUCCAGCUUUGCAAUGCAACUUGAAAAGGAGAAUCAUUGAGAGGUUCAAGAAGUCCCUCUUCAGUCAGCAGAGCAAUCCUUGUAAUCUGAAAUCAGAAAAGAAAAAGUUGCUGGAAGGUUCUCCUGAAUUGAUUGAGCCCAACAUCUUCACAGCAGAUUAGCAUGUGGUACUUCUUUCUUCAGGUGGAAAUAUGUUGCUUCCAGAUGAUAGAAAAAGCAUGGUUGGCACUUCUGACAUGGCAGAAGGGGUGACAUAUGAGCAGUUGCAGACUCUAAUUAAAGAGGUUCUAGAGGAAAGUGAUUAUUACAGUUUCUCUUCUAACAGGUGUCUCUACUUUCCAAAGGGAACAAAGAACUAUCCAGCAAAAGAAGAGAAUAUGUGAUUCUGAACAAAGGGUUUGGAAUUGUUCCUAAUGAAGUCAACCUGCCUGUACUUCAGCUGAGGCUGAUUACUAAAGGGUCAAGCUUUGCUCAUUAAAUAACAUACAGAUGGAAUACCAAUGUGGGGCAGCUUCGAGACAUCACGGGGUAUUUCAGGAUGAUACUCUUUAGCUUUGUUUACAGCAUAAGCACUUUGCAAGGAACAUUGGGAAAAAUGCUUUCAGGUUUAUAAAUUAGGAGAAAAGCACAGUUCUCAACAGUAAAUACCUUCUCUUUUUAGAAUAUGGUUUGCAUAGUCAGGUUUUCUGGAACAACAGUUCAGAAACCUUAUUUAUGUCCAUUUAUGUCUUCUGUGGUAAGAAAAAGAGCUUUGUAACAUGACCAGGCAGAAAAUAUAUCUAGGUUCACUCUACCAGAAUUAGAGACAGAUUAAACACCAUCAGUAUGAUUUUAAUAUUUAGAAGGAAUUUCUAAAUAUUUAGGAAUAUUUAGGUAAUUGCAAAUUCUAAUGCUGGUGUGACAUGUUAAUUGUCAUUAUUUGCAAAUGACAUAGCUUCUGAAAUCAUUAUUAUUUUAAAACCAGCUGGCUUUACUGCUGUUUCAAAAUGUCUUCAUAUUAUAUGUCUGUCUUUAGCCACACGUUGUAUACAUCUGUGUACAUAAAAUGUGUCAUGUACAUUUGUAUACAUUUUAUAUACAUGUAUGUUUUACUGUUUAACAGACUUGAGUAAAUUAAAUACAUGCUUUGCUACUAAUCAAAAUUGAAGUACUUAAGAGCACUUCCAGAAUUUCAGUAUUUAUUCAUUGUAUUAAAUGUAGAUAAAAAUGUCUCACUGCAGUAGCAGAGAAGCUGUGUUUUUGUCUACAGUUUAGUAAAGAAUACUUAUUAAUAACAAAGGCUUCUCUCUACAGUUGCUACUGUGGCAAUCAUAACUAUUGCAAAUAACCAGGAUGCACUUGGUGAUACAGUUUUAUUAUCUCUGUUAAAAAUUAUUAGCCUUAUAGUCAUCACACGAUUACUUAUAAGUAAUUUCAUGCAGAUGUAUGUUGUGUACUUUUUUCUUUAUUUUUCCCCCCAGUGGUUUGUUUGUAACUAUAAACAGCUAAUUGGCAUUCAUUUCCUAACAAUUUAAGUGUAUAAUUUACUUAUAAUGUGUGAC